AAGAGAACGACCAGGAAGGAGAGCUGUUGAAUUCUGCAACGUAACUAUUCAAAACUUAAACAUGGCAAAUUACGCCGCUGAAUCUGAGCGUCUUCGGUUGCAAGCAUUAAGUGAAGAACAUCUCCAUGAUUAUCAUGCCAUUGAAAGCAAUGAAUACUCUAUGAUAUGGUCAACCACAAUCCACUUUGCAGCAAACCCUCGACAGACUCCACGACCAACUAGCGGCAGAAGAGUCUUGGUACCAACGUUGGGCGAUCAUUCUGAAGAACAACGAGAGCCCGAAACCCAAAAUGAUUGGCAUCGUCAGCAUUGCUACAUGAGUGAAGCAUUGAGAAUGUUUUUGGAUAUGUUCUGGGCUGCUGAAGAAAACAAGAAGUACGACAAACUCUUCGCCAAGGCCGAUCCAGAAAACUUGGCAAGUAUGAAUGUAUUGCAAAAAGCUGGGUUCAAGAAAGGACUUUUGUUCAAAGACGGGUACUCGCGUGCCUCUCUGAGGGACAAGAAACUAAAGAGUGAUCUGCAAGGAUUCUACGUGCCGAGACCUGGUACUGAAGCAACUCACUCUGAUUCUGAUGAGGCAGAGGGUGCCACUUUGUGUGUAUAAGAUGGAAGGAAUGAGCUCCAGCUGUUUUCAUAAGAGGUCGUGCACGUGAUCCACGGUAGCUUGAGGAGACUCGGGAUCGGCAAGGUUAAGUUAACACCAAU
This is a messenger RNA of Mollisia scopiformis, 705 nucleotides long. RefSeq lists its product as uncharacterized. The record is from RefSeq and is a predicted model, not a curated record. Lineage: Eukaryota; Fungi; Ascomycota; Leotiomycetes; Helotiales; Mollisiaceae. Gene Ontology annotation, molecular function: acyltransferase activity, transferring groups other than amino-acyl groups. The transcript is spliced from 4 exons. Bases 62 to 604 code for a protein of 180 amino acids.